Messenger RNA from Jaculus jaculus (lesser Egyptian jerboa), 5624 nucleotides. It is a transcript of the gene C2H4orf54, whose product is annotated as chromosome 2 C4orf54 homolog. The transcript has 2 exons. Bases 1 to 5385 code for a protein of 1794 amino acids. The record is from RefSeq and is a predicted model, not a curated record. Lineage: Eukaryota; Metazoa; Chordata; Mammalia; Rodentia; Dipodidae.
AUGAAACAACACCAGCUUUCCCUUCAUUCCUGGCAGUCCCGAGGUCGGUCCGCAGACACUGCCCCUUCCGUGGCUGAUGGCAUUCAGACCCCCAGCCGCCGCUGCCAGUGCCAGGCAGGCAACUGGACAGGACAGUUCAGCUACGCGACACUGGCCACAGUCUCGGCCAGAGCCGCAGCCCCCAAGCCACAGACCACCUCCGCCGCCCCAGCCGGGAGCCUUCCCCCCUCCCUCCAGCCUGCCACGGCCCCGCCACAGGGGCUGAAGCAGUGGGUGGUAGUGGCAACCGUGGCCGUGGUACCCACGGUCUUGGGGCCAGGCCAGGCACGUGGAACCCUGCUUCAGGCCACUCUGCGGCCCCUCCAGGACCAGAGCGGGACUGAGGACACCACCAGCGCUCACCGCUGCCUCUUCCUGUCGCUGAAACCCAGGCGAGGGCUCAGCAUGGAAGCCGGCUCUCCUGAACCGGACGCGCAGGCCAGCCUGGUGGACAAGGAGGACCGCGUGAGCCCAUCUCGGGACAGCCGGGGACACAAGCAACAGCUGCGGCCACUGCCCAAGCCUUCAGGUUCCUCCCAGGGAGAAGCGAAAUACGUGGAGAUGUGUGCUUCAGCGGGAGGCGGGAGGGACAGCCCCCAGACCAGGAAACUGGAGCUCUGCUCCGGUGAAGAGGAGGCCUCAAAGAGCCCAAAGACAAAAUCCCGGGGUGAAGCCAGCAGGCAGGACCGAGAAGCGGCAAACCCCAGGAGUCCUGCCCCCUCCCGAAGGCCCAGCACCCGCGCUGGUGAGGGUGACAGUUUCUCUUCCUCCUCCUCCCCAGCGGACCAAGCAGAGGAUGAAGGUCUGUGCAAAACGGAUGAUUCGGUCACAUCACUGGGGGCUCUGGCCACCUCCUCUUCAUCCUUAGGCUUCGAGAGUGAGACCGAAGUGACCUGUCAACCCAAGGGAAGAGAAGAAGGAAGAAAAGCCGCAGGAGGAGGAAGACAGCAAGAGGGAGGAGGAGGGGUAGGAGAUGGAACAGAAUGCAGGGACAUUAUUGCCAAGUCUCAAGGCAACAGAGACCCCCCGAAAAAUGAGGAGGCACAUUACAUCACCACGCAUGAGAUCCAGUUGAGCGAAGUAGAGCAGGACAUGGACUUCGAUGUGGGGCUGGCUUCCCGGUGGGACUUCGAGGACAACAAUGUGAUCUACUCAUUCGUGGACUAUGCUUCCUUUGGUGGCAGUGAUGAGACCCCGGGGGACGUCACCACCCCCACUGAAGAGGAUGAUGACAACAGCUGCUACCUCAGCACCACCCCCAGCACCAGCGCCACCCGGACACCCAGCCCCACCAGCAGCGACCUGGCUCGCCCCAGUGCAGGCAGUGGUGGUCGCGACACCAGCAGCACGGAAGUGGGCAGUGGUCCCUCGGAUAGUGACACUGUCCCCCCACCUACUACCGGGCCUGGCACUGCCGCUUUGCCUGAGCCUUUGUUGGAGCUCCCAGAAGCGGCCUCAGAGGCAGUGGCCACUGCUCCAAGCAGCUGUGGGAGUGCGGCAAGCCAGACCCUCCUAUCAAUCAAGCCAGCUUCCCGGGAUAUAAAUGAGCCUAGCAACGUGCGUGCAAAGCAAAACAUUAUUUAUGCUGCCAAGCAUGAAGGCGACAUGAGCCUCCGUGUCUCUACAGCUGCUGAACACAAUUCAAGUUCGCUGAAGCAAAACUCGGCUGCAGCCGUGGCUCAGGACCAUGCAAAGAAAUUCAUUGCUAUCCCUGCUCGCCUGCAAACCAGGUGCGGGGCUAUCCGGGCAAAGGAGUUGGUGGACUACUCCAGCGGAGCCUCCAGUGCGGUGAGCGAGCUGGACGAUGCGGACAAAGAGGUGCGGAACCUGACCUCCCGGGCCUUCCGGAGCCUUGCUUACCCCUACUUUGAAGCCCUGAACAUCAGCUCCCGAGAGUCCUCCACCACACUCUCUGAAGUGGGCUUUGGACGCUGGUCAACCUUCCUGGACUUAAAAUGUGGGGGUGUUGGAGCCAGGGUGGAACAGAGCCUGCUCAGGAGCAGUGCAGCCUCGGUGGCUGCGGGUCUGAGGAAGGGCGGUGGCGCCAGGGCUGCUGCAGACCAGCUCUACAUCCAAGCCAAGAAGUCCCAGACCAAGGCCUUGGAGUUCGUGGUCAGCAAAGUCGAGGGAGAAAUCAAACAUGUGGAAACACCCCUGUGCUUCCAGAAACAGGUCCAGACGGGCUCCCGCGUGGUCACGCUUCUGGAGCCCCUGAAUUUACGCAGUGAGAGCAAAGCCAGUUCCGCCACUGGUCCCUGCAGGGCCACCAAAGGCUCCAGCAAGGGUCCCGGGUCAGUGUACACCGAUGAUGGCUCAGAGACAUCCGAGAGCAGCAAGCCUGCUUCCCGCACUGAAGGCCCCCAGAAAAAGUCCAAGUUUGCCUCCAGUCUGCUCAAAAAUGUCAUUUCCAAAAAGAUGCAGCGGGAACACGAGUUCAAAAUGGAGAGAGGAGAAGUCACUGACACAUCCCACCACAACCUCUCCGGGACCUCCAAGGAAGCCGAAGGCCUUCCGGGGACAGAGAAGCAGCGGGAGAGGGGCCUGCAGCGCCAGAGCUCUCGCCACUCAGAGGCCGGCUCUGAGUACACUGUGGUCAGCGUGUCUGAUACUGGUGGAGAGGGGUCUACCGCAGGGUCUAAGUCACCCAUUUUCAAAGCCAGCACUCCUCGAGAAAGCAGCGCUGCCUCUGGUAGGAGAUUGUCUGAUGGACACGCAGAAGUGUGUGAAAUUAAAAAGAGUGCUUCCGAGACAGUGAAGGGCAUCUUCCUUCGGAGCCAGAACAGUGCCUUCCGGUCCUGGAAGGAGAAGGAGGCCGAGAAGCAGGAAGGGAAAGCCUCCAUUGGGAAGCUGAAGCUCUCCAAAGGAGGGGACUGGAGAGCUGAUCUUGGGGAGAUCUCUGCCAGCAAGUCCACCAUCAUGUCUCGCCUCUUUGUUCCCAACAUCCAGCAGACACCCAAGGACAAGCAGCCAGAGAAGCAGGCCACCAAGUACCCAGCUGCUGCCCAGGCCACGUCCACGGCAGUGAUCAGGCCCAAGGCUCCUGAAAUCAAGAUCCGACUAGGGAGUGUGCAGCAGCCAAGCUCAGACUUCAACAUUGCCAAAUUGCUCACCCCCAAGCUGGCUAGCGGCAACACGUCUAACCUGUUCAAGACCACUGAGGACAACACCAGGGCCCAGCAGAAGCUGUUCCGUGGGGACAACCUGGAAAAAGUGCCCCAGUUCCAGGUGAGAGAUGUCAGAGACAAGUCCAAGGCCCAGGGGCCUCUCCACCAGGUGAGAGAUGUCAGGAAACUAAUCAAAGGGUCCGGGGACAGCAGUGACAAGGGCAGUGUUACCCCAGAGCAGGGGCUAACAGGGCCCAAACCUAGGCAGCUGGCUGCUGCAACAGGUGGAACGCGAUCCUUGUCCCCCAUGGUGAUUACAUGCCAGGCGGUUGUGAACCAGAGAGAAGACAGUGUGGAUCGAGAGCCCAGGGAAGGCCUGGGGAAAGUGGGCAGUGCCAACAGGGUCUCAAACUCCUCGCCAGAAGGAACAGUCUUGGUUCACAGGGCAUCUGGCAGGCUGCCUGUGGCCACCAUUGCUCCCAAUAAACCUGAGCAGGGGUCCUACCUGCCUGUGCUCAAAAUUGUCUCCAAGGCUUCUGCUCAGAGGACCCCAGAGAAGCCCAAGGAGGAGGAGCUCAAGGAGGAGAGCAAAGCCCCGAAGCCAGCCCGGAACGCCCUGGAGAAGCUCACGGCUGCCGUGAGGUCCAUGGAGGAGCUGUACAGUUUUAACAGGAACGAGUGGAAACGCAAGAGUGACCCGUUGCCGGUGAUGGCUGACAGCCACGUCCUGUCGCUCAUUGCCAGCGAGGAGAGGGAAGGUGUGGCUGGUCCCGAGGGAGACCCCGACAAGCUGGCUAAAGGGCUGAGUGAGAUGGAAGACAGGGGCUCCGGGCAAAAAGGUGGCGGCGUGGUCCUGCGAGGAGCCCCGGUGGAACGUCUGCAGCGGAGAAACUCCAACCCCAGCUCUGAGAGUGUGUCUGCCCGGGCAGCCGCCUUCGAGAACAUGGCCAGGGAAAGGCCCCGGUCCCUCUAUAUCCCCCCAGUCCACAAGGAUGUGGAAAGAACCCAACCCCUGCAGCCCCUGCCCCCGCUCCCCGGCAACCGCAGUGUGUUCACAGUGAAUGCCAACAGCACUCAGAAAACUGGGGGUGUUGCUGGCAAGUUCCCGCAAGGAUCUUCUCCAGAAAGCCCCUCAGCAGCAGCAAAAGGCAUCAAAUCCCAGGGACUCCGGUCCCUCAAAAUCUCCCCAGCCGCGCGGGCACCUGCUGAUGAGGCUACCCACAGGAAAAGUGGCAUUAGUUUGGAGAAGAGCAACAGUGACUGUGAGAAUUACCUGACCAUCCCCCUGAAAGGAAAUCCUGCUUCGGGGGACUUGCCUGGCAGGCCUGGGGUUGCCAGAGAGGGCCCCUCCGUCUCCUCGGCUGCCUCUCUCUGCAGCUUACCCCCACUGAGUGCCCGCAGUCAGGUCCCCAAUAGCUCCAAAGGGCCUCAGGUCAGUGGAACCAGCAGGCCAGCUUGGCGUUCCAAACCCGACCACCCCCGGGAGACCGUAGCUGCACCCACGGGGCCGCAGAGCCCUGAGCACACGCCUACUGCUGUCUACCACCAGCAGGCCCUGCCCUUUACCCUCCAGGGGACCCAACCUCAGGUCCUCUGCUUCUCCCCACCUGGUAUGCCAGCCCCAGCACCCACAGGCCCUACCACCGUCUCCACAGACCCCUUCCAGCCGCCGCAGCCGCAGCAGACUCAGCGCAAGAUGCUUCUGGAUGUGACCACUGGCCAGUACUAUCUGGUGGACACACCGGUACAGCCUAUGACCCGGAGGUUGUUUGACCCUGAGACAGGACAGUACGUGGACGUGCCCAUGACCUCCCAGCAGCAAGCUGUGGCUCCCAUGUCCCUCCCUGUACCCCCCUUGGCCCUGAGUCCUGGGGCCUAUGGACCCACCUAUAUGAUCUACCCUGGGUUCCUGCCCACGGUGCUGCCCCCCAAUGCCCUGCAGCCCAUGCCCAUUGCUCACACUCCAGGGGGCAGUGAGCUGUCCAUGGCAGGAGAGCCCCCCAACAAAGAGGCAGCUGCAACGUUUGCAGAGGCCCCAUAUUUCAUGGCCUCUGGUCAGUCCCCCGCCUCCUCUUCUUCUUCAGUCCCAGGAGCCACAUCCCAGCUUGUGGGGGCCAAAGGCUUUGCCCAGAUGCAUGGCAAACCUGUCAUCAGCAUCACAUCACAGCCCUUGGGGCCACGGAUCAUUGCGCCCCCUUCCUUUGAUGGCACAACCAUGAGCUUUGUGGUAGAACACCGAUGAGGAGGAGUCAGGAGAAGGCAGGGAGGAACAGCUUCCGGAGCAAGACAGAAAUAUGGACUGUUCUUUAAUCUGAAAGUUGCAUUGUGAUAGUGCUAAGAAUUCAUCUGAAAAACUUCCAAUUGUGCUAUUCUUAACUUUUGCUUCUUAUAAACCACGUAUGUAAGUUUCUAAAUUUUCCUGAACAUCACUUAGGGCAUUUUUUGUUAUUUCAGUUUUACCAAGAUGACUGAAUGGUUGUA